Molecule: messenger RNA, 339 nt
Organism: Soboliphyme baturini
Lineage: Eukaryota; Metazoa; Nematoda; Enoplea; Dioctophymatida; Soboliphymatidae
Source: the annotation of a GenBank genome assembly
AUGUCUAAAAUGAGAAAUCGCCCAGGUCAUUGUGCGGAUCCGACCACCGUAAACCUAGUCACGCUGUGUGAGUACUUCGCCUCAGGACUGCACCUCAGCAAAGAGCUAGAUCGAUUGCCGCAAGUGGUACUCUCUUCGAAGAAGGAACCCCGUGGUUCAGAACCAGUCACCGCGUCUCGGCCAUAUGGCUAUAAUGAAGAUGUUGAUGACGUCAGCGUCGACAAAAUGAGAAAUCGCCCAGUUCAUUGUGCGGAUCUGACCACCGUAAACCUAGUCACCCUCUGUCAGUACUUCUGCUCAGGACUGUACCUCAGCAAAGUGCUGGAUCGAUUGCCGUAA